This is a messenger RNA of Trichomonas vaginalis G3, 2772 nucleotides long. Its product is annotated as calcium-transporting ATPase protein. Gene Ontology annotation, biological process: calcium ion transmembrane transport. Lineage: Eukaryota; Parabasalia; Trichomonadida; Trichomonadidae. Bases 1 to 2772 code for a protein of 923 amino acids. The transcript has a single exon. Gene Ontology annotation, cellular component: intracellular membrane-bounded organelle; membrane. Gene Ontology annotation, molecular function: ATP binding; ATP hydrolysis activity; P-type calcium transporter activity. The record is from RefSeq and is a predicted model, not a curated record.
AUGAGCUUAUCGAACGAAGAGCUCUGGCACUUAAUAGAAAACCAAGACAAUGAUGCCUUGAAUAAACUCAUGGGAGUACAAGGAAUAGCUAGAAUGCUUGACACAGAUUUAAAGAAAGGAAUAAAUUCUACCACAAUUCAAAGCAGAAUCUCAAAAUUUGGUUCAAACCAGCUCCCAGAUAGGCCAAUACGUUCUUUUUGGAGCAUGUUGAACGAGGCACUUAAAGAUGGAACAGUCCGUAUUUUGAUUGUAUGUUCCAUUCUUUCGCUUGUAUUAGAAUUUAUGUUUGCACCAGAGGAAGAAAAAUCUACUGCCUGGAUUGAUGGAGCUGCUAUUUUCGCAGCUGUUGUAAUCGUUACUGUUGUUCAAGCCACUCAAAACUUAAAACAAGAGCAGCAAUUUGCUGCCGUAAACAGAAUCAAAUCAAUUUACGAUGUAGCUGUUAUUAGAGAUGGCGAAAUUCAUCAAAUACAAAAUCAUCAGCUUGUUGUUGGCGAUAUUGUCGAAAUACAACAAGGAGACUGCAUACCAGCAGAUGGUCUUGUUAUUACAUCAGAAAACCUUAAGAUUGACCAGUCCACAGCAAAUGGUGAGUCGGAAGCUAUCGUAAAGAGCGAAAAGGAUCCAUUUUUAAUCAGUAAUACGCAUGUUGUAGAAGGUUGCGGUACUUUUUUGGUCAUUUGCGUUGGUCUCAACUCUCAUCAUGGAAGAAUUUUCGCUUUAAUCAACUCCGAAAUCGAAGAAACUCCAUUACAGGUCAAGCUGGAAGCACUUGCCGAAAAGAUUGGCCUGGUCGGUAUCAUCGUUGCCAGCUUAACCUUCAUUGCAUUACUAAUUCAGUGGAUUAUCAGUCAAGUUAAGUUUGGAUUCGAAUGGGCUCACUGCAGAGAACCUCUUACAUACUUUGUUAUCUCAAUUACUAUUGUUGCAUGUGCUGUUCCUGAAGGUCUUCCUUUGGCUGUUACAAUUUCAUUGGCAUAUUCAAUGAAUCAGAUGAUGGCUGAUAACAACUUCGUUCGUAGACUCAGUGCUUGUGAAACAAUGGGCUCUGUUACAGUUAUUUGUUCAGAUAAGACAGGUACUCUUACAGAAAACAAGAUGAACGUUGAAAGAAUAGCCAUUGGACCAAUAUUCCUCAAUGUACCUGACUUAGACAGCUCAAAUAUUGAUGAAGAGCUUCUUUUGCUCAUAAGAAAAUCAAUUUCAAUCAAUACUCAAGCAGUUUUGACAGACCAAGGCUCAAUUGGAUCCCAAACAGAGUGUGCAUUACUUAGAUUUGUCAGUCGCAUCCAUGGCAACUACCAACAACUAAGAAUUGCCUUUCCUCCUGUUAUCAGAUUCUUAUUUGACAGAGAUCGUAAGAGAAUGUCAACAGUUAUACCAUGGAAUGGCAUGUACAGGACAUUUGUCAAAGGUGCACCUGAUGAAAUCAUCAAACUCUGCACAAAUUUCGUCCUUCCUGGUGGAAAACUCAUCACAUCUCCUGUUUCUGAUGAUUUUAAGCAGCAAUUCAUGAUUGCUGUUAACUCUGAAGGUGAGAAAACAUAUAGAACGCUAUCAUUAGCAUACAAAGACACUCAUGAUUUACCACAAACAUGGGAAGAUGCCGAGAAAGACCUUACUCUUCUCUGCACAGUAUCUAUAAGAGAUUCCAUUCGUCCAACAACCAUUUCUUCCAUUGACCAAUGCAAGAAAGCCGGAAUUAAAGUCAUAAUGAUCACAGGUGACCAUUCAACAACCGCCGAAGCCGUUGCAAAAGAAUGCGGAAUCUUAGUUCCAGGAACAAGAGUCAUUCUCGGCAGCGAAGUCCGUAAAAUGGCCAAAAGUGACUUAAUUGCAGCUCUUCCAACAAUUUCUGUUGUUGCAAGGUCAUCACCCAUGGACAAGCACUUGAUUGUUUCCGCUCUCAAAGCUGCAGGAGAAUCAGUUGCUGUCACAGGUGAUGGAACAAACGAUGUUCCUGCAAUGAUGGCAGCGGAUGUCGGUUUGUCAAUGGGUAAAUGUGGUACAGAACUAGCGAAAGAAGCAUCAGACAUUGUUGUCUUGGAUGAUGAUUUCAGAUCAAUUGUAAAAGCUGUUGUUUGGGGAAGAUGCGUUUAUAAUAACAUCAGAAGAUUCUUACAAUUCCAAUUGACAGCUAACGUUGUGACACUUUUUGUAUCGUUUUUGUCAGCUGCUAUUUUGAAUGAGACACCAUUCAAAGCUGUCCAAUUAUUAUGGGUUAAUUUGAUUAUGGAUUCUUUAGGAGCUUUAGCACUUGCAACAGGAAGACCUGAUGAAUCAUUAUUGAGACAAAAACCUGAGAAGAAAGAUGCACCUUUAAUUGAUAGUUUCAUGCUAAAGAAUAUCAUUGGACAAAGUGUUUUGCAGAUAUUGUUGAUUGGAUAUGUUUUGUUGUUCCCUUACCAGGCUGAACAAUAUUCUAUGAAGCAUUACACGUUUUUGUUCAAUGUUUUCGUUUUGUGCCAAGACUUUAAUUUGGUUAAUGCAAGAGUUUCAUCAAAGAAGAUGAAAGUUACUGAUGGAAUUCAAGAUAACUAUUUGUUCUUCAUAAUUCAAAUUGGUAUCAUGAUUGUCCAGAUUUUGUUGAUCCAAAUUGCUGGUGUUUACAUUUAUUGCGCCCCAAUGACAAUGAUUGAAUGGAUUUACUCAACAUUUUUAGCUGCUUUGACAUUGCCAAUGGGCGCAUUCUUAAGAGCUGUUCACUUCGAAAACUAUAUAGACAAGAUUACAAGUAGAAGAGGUGCAAAUAGAAACUUCGAACAAUUAUAA